AAAACGUUUUUUUAUCGCAUGGAACGAACUCGAAGAGGGGCAGGGGUUUUCAGUUUCCGGUGGACCCUUUCGCGAUCUCUGGUGGCAUCUCGGCGUGCUCUUUUGAAGGACAAGAAAGCGCGGCCUGGACGGAAGGGUUCCGCAGCCUUUUCUACUGUGGACCAGCCCAGCCUUAGACAUAGGGCUUUUUGAAUAGUAAAAGGCCAUUUGCGUUCUUGGCCUUGCAAGAUAACGUGCCCCCUAAUGCUGUGAAAGCUCAGCCCAGGGCUAGGGAGAAAACGACUUGCUGGAUCGGGCCUCUGUUGCUUGUUCCGACUCUAGUCGCUACACACGGAAAGAACAGACUAGCGUGGUCCACGAUGCUCUUGACCAACCUGGACUGACGUGAAAGGAGGUGAAAUCUGUAUGCCUAUACUUACGGUCCCGUUUUGUACAGAAGACGAACUAAGGGACGGGCUGGCCGGUGAAGCUGUGCCAUAGAGGGGAAUCUGAUAGUUGCUUGCACCGUCUUCUUCUUUCCGACCUUGUCUUGUGUUCAAAACUAUCCUGCGUUUGAACACCGUUGGCCGCUUAUGCUGCGUGAAUAAACACGCAUUUUUCCUGGAAUGCAGACAAAGGAAAAACGCAGAGAAAAUGCCGCCAACCGGCCCCCUCGAUCUGGAGACUGCGGGGCAGCCAACCGCCGUCGAGCUUGAGGCCUUGCGACGUGUUUUCAACUGGAUAGAUUCAGACAAAGACGGGAAGCUAAGCCUGCAAGAAAUCAGCAAUGCUCUUGCCUCCCUCGGUCACAAAAUGCCCAAACAAGAGAUUGAGGUGAUCAUAUGGGAACUUGACGAGGAUCUAGACCAGCAUAUAAGCUGGGACGAAUUCCUCGUUAUGUAUCAAAGGAGUAUUAAUGAUCCCACAGGCCUGGAACCCCGUUCCUUCUUCAAUCUUGUUCAGUUUCUCAUGUACGACACAAACUUUACGGGAGAAAUUAGUGUCGAACAAACGCUCCAGAUUCUGUUCGUCCGCUUCGGAAGGGAACUGCUAGACCAGGAAAUCCAGGCGAUAUUUGGUGAAGAAGAGAAGGGCCACGGCGGAGAGGAAAAGAGGAUAACGCUUUCGGAAUACUUGGAGAGAGUCCAAGGACGCCUCAACAAGCAGCGCAGAAAUGAAAAAGCUGCUAGUGUUCGUUCAAGGUGAACGAAGUUAACAAACGACGCCCCGUGAUGAACCGUCGUGUGAAUCAAACGUAGGCACACCCCUCCCGUUCCACCAUCCACUACCUGUCGAGGCGAGGGGUCUCUGGGUACCUAAGCCCACGGAAAAAGCUCUAUUCAGUCAGAAGUCAAAAAAAGUGAAAAACAGGACACACACACGGAUGAUCGCUCACAAGGACACAACUAC
Molecule: messenger RNA, 1389 nt
Organism: Toxoplasma gondii ME49
Lineage: Eukaryota; Apicomplexa; Conoidasida; Eucoccidiorida; Sarcocystidae
Product: EF hand domain-containing protein
Exons: 5
Coding region: 634-1185 (183 amino acids)
Molecular function (GO): calcium ion binding
Source: RefSeq, a predicted model, not a curated record